UUCUUGCCAUCAAUCGUCCAUCCAGCCCCUUUGCCAGUCCCAUGGCUUCAUCAGUGAGCACGAUGAUGUCAGAAGAAGGGGUGCCAGCAGCACCCCCCGCCCCGGAGGUCCAGAGGGAAAUGAUAGCGGAGGCGAUGAAGCUUGAGAUGAAGCAAGGCCAGGUCUGGUACGUCCUAGGGAGUAAGUGGUGGCAGUUGUGGCGAGCCUUCGUGCGCUUCGACGACACCAAGGAGCCACCACCUUCAGCAGCGGCGACAGUGUCCGCCACGCCAAGCAGCAUGGACGAAGACGGUGUGCUGGUGAAGGCCGAGGACGUUGCCGGCGUCGCGGUGAAGGCCGACACCAACGAACACCGCGUGGCGGAGCUUUCUCUGGAGGAGGGGGGUAACAGCAGCGGCGACGGGGGGGAGAGGGCAUCGUCAUUCACGGAGCGGGCGGGCCCUGGCCCGAUCGACAACCGAACAUUGGGGGAGGGCCGCGAGCUUUGCGAGACCCUGAUGGAGGGAGAGGACUACGUGCUGCUGCACAACCGUGCGUACGAGUUGCUGGAGGCGUGGUACGGCGGAGGGCCUCGCUUCAAGCGCUGGGUGGUGUCCUUGGGCGACGACACGCGCACGCAGCUGAUGGUCGAGCUCUUCCCUGUCAAGUUCAUGGUGUACACGUGCCUGCCUGACGGCAGGGCCGACGAGGACAGCGUCAGGGUACAGCUCUACAGCCGGGCGAAGACCAUGCGCCAGAUCUGCGCGGACGUGAAGAGCAGCCUCAACCUCACCCCGCAUGUGGACACGCGUCUGAGCCUCAAGAAGCUGGAGGAGGCUGAGCAAGGGGUGGACGGCGCGACGGCGGCAGCGACCGCGUCUGGUGGGGGGAGCACUGAAGGCGCUGAAGACGAUGGUUGGCAGGCGAUACACCUGGAAGAGGUCAGCCAAUCGCUGCACGAGGUCAUGGGGGACACACAGUCGGUGGCGCUGCUUGUGGAGACUAAGGACACGUCGGACCCGGCCGCCUCCACCAGGUUUCCCAGGGAUCACAUCCUACUCAGAUGGCGGCUCAACCUUAAGGCCGGAGACCUCAUCGACGCCAGAGACUCAGACAAGAACUGGUUCGAAUCGAGAGUGACGGAGGUAGAUGUGGACGGGGACCCGGAGCUAGUGAAGGUUCACUUCCUGGGGUGGUCGGAGAAGUGGGACGAGGUUCUCAAGCGGAGCUCGGAAGCGCUGCAGAAGCUUCACACCUUCACCACGCCGUGGCGGCAGGACCUUCAAGUGAACUCGAAGUGCGAGGUGUCCUCCUGCAGGAAUGAGGUGAAGAAGUGGUACGAGGCCACCGUGGGGGAGGUCAAGCACGAGGACGGAAAACGCCUGCUGUACAUUGAGGUCUCAGACAACGACGUCGAGAGCCAGUGGAUGCCGGAGGACAGCGAAGAGAUAUGCAAGGCUCACACGCACAUCAACAAGUCCCUCCCCGCCCGGACCCACAAUCGUUCACGGUCGGGCAGCGGUUCCGGCACGGGGGGAUCGUACGGGUUCUACCGCACCAACACCAAGGCGAAGCCUAUCACUCGCGGGGCUGUCGGACUCAGCAACUUGGGCAACACGUGCUUCAUGAACAGCAUGCUGCAGUGUCUCCUCGCCACGGAGUCGCUGUCGACGUACUUCCGCAACCAGCACUGGAAGCGGGAGGUUAACGAGGACAACCCCCUCGGCAUGGGCGGCAAGAUGGCGGCGGCGUACGCGGGCCUCAACGAUGAUGCGUGGUCGGGGGAGUACUCCGUCGUGGUGCCCAACACGGUGAAGAAGGUGGUGUCCCAGUACGCGCCCAUGUUCGCGGGGUACCAGCAGCACGACGCCAGCGAGCUCAUGAGCUUCCUGCUGGACGGCAUCCACGAGGACCUCAACCGGGUCCACAAGAAGCCGUACAUGGAGACGGUGGACUCCGCGGGGAGAGCAGAUCGUGUGGUGGCAGAGGAGAGCUGGAGGCGCUACCUCAUGCGAAACGACUCUGUCAUGGUCGACACGUGCACGGGGCUGCUGCGGUCUCACGUGACUUGCCCGGAGUGCAAUCUGUCCAGCGUCACAUUCGACCCUUACACGUCCCUCUCGCUCCCGUUGCCGUUCGACAAUGCCGUCAUGGUGAAGGUACUGCUUCACCCUCUCCCGUACGGCACUAGGCCCGUGGAGAUGGCCGUCACGCUCCAGAAGAACAACACCGUCCGAGAACUCAAGACCGCCAUCUGCCAGCAGUACAACCAGGAGCGGCCGCAGUCCAACCAGCAGCAGCAGCAGCAGCAGCAGCAGCAGCAGCAGCAGCAGCAGGGUGGAGGUGGCUUGUUGACGGAGGACCUCCUGGCGGUGAUGGAGGUGUGGUCCUCGAGGGUGUUCAAGGGGAUGGAGGACUCGUGUCCCCUGUCGGACAUGAAACCCACGGAUGACUUCGCGGUGUGCCAGCUCGAGUUCCCGCUGCCGUCGUCAUACUCGUCGGGAAAGGGGGGGGGGUCCGUGGCUACCGCUGUACGGGAUGGUUCUUCUUCUGGGCAGACGCCCUCGCAGAGUACUGGGGAGGCGGACGGGAAGACGGUUACCAGCGGCAGUGUAGACGCUGGGGCGGGAGUUGAAUGUGGCGGUGUAGAGGGAGACGGCCCGAGCGUGUUGAUCGACCUGUUGCUGUCGACGUACCCGCACUCGACGCUCAAGGGGAAGCCGCGGCGCAUCACUUGCAGGAACGGGGUGACCAACAACGAGAUCCACGGCAUCAUCCGGAGGCACAUGGCUCGCCUCGUGCCGUCGCUCAACCCCAGCCCGAAGGAGACAGAGAGCGGCACCGCCGUGGGUGGUGCGGCGGCGGCGGGAGGGGGGGCCCAGGCGACGUUAGAGGCCGGCAUUAGUACCACGAGCGACAUCGACGGAGACUACGUCCACGUCACGGACACGAUGGCGAUCGACGCCUCCGCCGUCACCAUCAGCAGCAGCAGCAGCAGCAGGAGCAGCAGCAACAGCGGUGACUCAUCCCCCUUCGUGCACGUCAAAAAGCCCCCCGCGGUGGUCUCGGAAGGGGACGGAGACCUGCCAACCCUCACGGUGUCGGGGGCGGCGAAGGCGGAGAUGGACGUCGACGAUGUGUGGGGCGGAGACUCCGCCACGACCGCAACCAGCGGCGGGGCCACGCUGGUGUCUUCUUACCCAUCUGCGUCGCCCCCCGGCGACGCGAACGCGGGGGGCGGGGGUAGUAGCGUAGUCGAGCCGGAGGGGGGGGCGACGGCGACGGCGAAGGGGAAGGGCAAGGAGGAGGAGGAGCAGGAGGAGGAGGCGGGCGAGGUGGUGGAGGAUGCGCUGCCGUACAAGGUGUUCGUGACGGACUACAGCGGCAGCACGACCAGCGCAACCAAGGGCAUCGGUGCUGAGGUGCCCAUGAACGACGAGCCUUUCGAGGCGGUGUCGGCGUACAGAGGCUACAGCACGAGAGAAAGUAGCGAGGAGAGCACCGCCCUCAAGGUCCAGUUCCCUCAAGAUGGCGACAGACCCACUUACCAGCCCCACAGCCUGCUCGACAAAGACGAGCUCGAGGCUACGGACACCCACCCUUCGGUGAGGAAGGCGGAGGAGGCGCAGAACGAACGCCAGAGUGUGCCGAUCGACAGCUGCUUCGAGAAGUUCACCGAGUGCGAGGAGCUGGGGCAGAGCGAGCUGUGGUACUGCUCGAGAUGCAAGACUCACCAGAUCGCUUCCAAGAAACUCGACGUCUACUCCGCCCCGGAUGUGCUGAUCGUGGUCCUCAAGAGGUUCCUAUUCACGCCGGGCGCGCUGACGGUCUACCGCCAGAAGCUCGACACGCACGUCAGCUUCCCCAUAGAGGGGCUCGACCUCACUAGGAACAUACAGCGCGCGGGUGGGCCAAUCUUCAAGGAAGCCCCUCCCGUCUACGACCUCUUCGCGGUGUCGGAGCACUCUGGCAGCCUUCGCGCGGGGCACUACACCGCCAUCGCUCAGAACUCCGAGGAUAAGAAGUGGUACAGCUUCAACGACUCGCACGUCAGCCCCACAACGCCCGACAAAGGCCCCAGCAGCGAGCCGUACGUGCUGUUCUACCGGAGAAGAAGCGGGGUUCUGCGGUGGGCGGGACUGGGGAGAGAUCACGCCGCCUGAUGAUCCAAAAGUAUGUAUGUAACGGCGUAAAUACGAAAGAAGAACGAUGCUUUGCCGCGGAGUGCAGGAAGUCGAGGGCGGGGGGAGACGUCUUGAUUGAUGCUGCCUGACAAGCUUUUUGUCGAGAUGGGCGUUCCGAGGGACGAGGUCACAGGUCGGAAACCGCUUUUGUAGAGAUGUGCACCCGGAGCGGGAGGAGGAGGAACCGUUUUGCUUGCUGGUGCGGGACGUGUGUGAGGGAAGAAGGGGACGCGCGAGGCUGCGGAGGGCGGGUGGCUACUGACUAGACUGAUACACGGGCCAUUCGUAUACCAAGAGUUUUCUCUCGGAUAAAACGCGAAUACCACAAAUGGUCCCUAUAUUCCUGAACGGGUUCGUGCUGCGGUUUCACAAGGGGGGGGGUGCACUAGAUGGCGUAUCACACGGCGGCGCGGGGUGAUCGCCCAGUCGCCGCCCGUGUGAGGUAGAAAUGAGGCGGUUGGUUGUUAAGGUCUGUCUGGUUGCCUCUGGUUCAUACGUUUCGAGAACUCAGUGGACGUUUCUCGUAUUUGUGAGAUCUCGUCUGUCUUUUCGACAGUGAGGGCCAUCGUUGUCGGGAUUUUCGUCGGGUGGGUGUUGCUGCGACGGGCGGAGGGGGGGGCGCCGUGUUUGGCUGCUUAUUAUCUGCGUCAUGUGUUUCAUCCAGAGGACGCUGUUCCCCUUUAUCGUCCUUGUUUUGAUCGUUUUUUUCGUGCGGGCUUAGUUAAUUACGUAUAUAGCAAUGGUGAAGUUUCCUGGUCCGUUUUGUUUCGUAUACCUGUUGUUGUUGUUGGGGAAGAACGAGUGGAUGCAUGCAAAAGACCCGAGCAGCACGGCCACUGCACCAGCUAUGUGGUGCGGUUUGUAUACCGGUUCUCCUGGCGUGCUUGCAUCCAAUAUUUAGUGUCGUGGUGGUAUCUCCAUGCCAUUGUCAUCUCGAAUUCCUUUUUCAUGGUCGUUUUUUGCUUGCCGAUGAGGGGGGGGGGUUCUCUACGGGAAGCACCAUUCCCAACGGGUGGUACGAAGCAGAAUUUCGAUCGGGUAUUGCAUUUUCUUUUUUUGGAAAAUACACAUUUUCAUUUGUCGUGUAACGUUGGAGAGGAGUAUCGACUGCGAGUUUUCUUGUUGGGUCGUAUGUACCCGUGUGACGUCGAUGCACUCACUAGAACACGGCAGUGGCCUGUUAAAACGCCGCUCAGCAUUUUUUGCCCGGUAAAGCUCUGCCGUGGUUCUGAAGGCCCUUCGCGCCCACAGCCACCCGAAAUACACAACGACAUGAUCCGUUCAUCUGAGGCCGACCAUCUCCCCAUUUCUGAGGUUCGAGGUCGGAUUGGUCGAGGUAGGGUUGGCUUUUGUGGCACGUGGAGGUGGAAAGUCCUCGAGAGGGGGUUGUUUCAUGCUGCACCAUCUUGUAAGCUUGCCGACUUUGGCCCCAGAGGCCAGCCCCCCAUGUAGGAUGUGCGCUGAACAACGGAUAGUAGGAACGCCCUGCCGUAGAGAGCGAAAGUUACUUAUUAGCAGCUACAGCUCCAUCUGGACUUCGCCACCUUACUUAUGUAGAAUCAACGU
Molecule: messenger RNA, 5729 nt
Organism: Ectocarpus sp. CCAP 1310/34
Lineage: Eukaryota; Phaeophyceae; Ectocarpales; Ectocarpaceae
Source: the annotation of a GenBank genome assembly